CGUCUUGGCCGCAGGUGGGCAGCAUUGAGCCGGUCAGCUCGCACCCCCUCCCCUCUCCCUUUGCACGCCGUAUUAGCAUUUUCCCCAAAAUCUGUCCACCUCACCAAAACACUCCGAAUGGGAAGAAAAUAUGGCAUGAAGGAGGCAGCUGACGACCACGGUUCACCCUCUUCUACCGAGCGCGAGCCCCGACUGAACAUGGACUUAAGAACACGCGGCGUAAGCAGCAGCGCGUGCGGAGAGCAGAGACAACGGAGCACAAAGCGGAUCGAAGAAAACGCUUGGGUUGUCGCUUAGCGUUUCACGACCCAUCCUCAGCCUGUGAUAUCGCUACAGACGCCCAGAAAGGACACAAGGUGGAGGCCGGCGGGCUGCUCCGAGCCUCACACGAGGGUAUAUACUGAAAUAAUAGCGGGACGUAUUGAGGAGCCUCAUCAGUGCCAUCAGCCCCGGUUGAAUAAAAGAGGAGGAAAAUGAGUGAACAGAGUAUCUGCCAGGCGCGGGCCUCUGUGAUGGUCUACGAUGAUGCCAGUAAGAAAUGGGUGCCCAUCAAGCCUGGGCAACAGGGCUUCAGCCGAAUCAACAUCUACCACAAUACUGCCAACAACACCUUCAGAGUGGUGGGCGUUAAACUGCAGGACCAGCAGGUGGUGAUCAACUAUUCCAUAGUGAAGGGCCUGAAGUACAAUCAGGCCACCCCGACCUUCCAUCAGUGGCGUGAUGCCCGGCAGGUCUACGGGCUGAACUUCGCCAGUAAGGAGGAGGCGACCACCUUCUCCAACGCCAUGCUGUUCGCCCUCAACGUCCUCAGCUCACCUGACGGCGGAGGCCCAGUCGUGCAGCGCCAAAAUGGGCCCUCCUCAGACGAAAACGAAGCACAGAGGAGGAUGAUGGAGCAACAUCAGAUGCACAAGGAGAGGGAGCGACGGACGUCAGGAUCAGCUGCAGCUCCAGCACCUAUGGCUGGUCCUCCAGCCCCACCGCCACCACCUGGUCCACCACCCCCGAUGGCCGUGCCGCCACCCAUGCCGCCUCCAUUACCCGCUGGUGGAGGGCCUCCUGGUGGCCCACCUGGGGUCCAACACCAACCCUCAGGACUGGCUGCGGCGCUGGCUGGAGCCAAGCUACGUAAAGUGCAUAGGGAUGAGAGCAGCCCUCCUGGUUCCAGUGGCAAAAGUGACUCCAACCGGUCUAGCGGUGGCAGUGGCGGCGGAGGGGAGGGACUGAUGCAGGAGAUGAAUGCCUUACUAGCACGCAGACGAAAAGCUUCUGAGAAACCUGAUGAAGAUGACUCAGGUGGUCGGGGAUCAGGUCAGCAGAACUCAACAGAUGCUGUGAAGAAGCCAUGGGAGCGAUCCAACUCUGCAGAAAAGUCCUCACUGGUGUCCAGAGUGAGGCCCAUCGGCAGCACUAGUGAAGCAGACACAGAGUUUGACAGGAUGAAACAGGAGAUUUUGGACGAAGUCGUGCGCGAGUUGCAUAAGGUGAAAGACGAGAUCAUUAACGCCAUCAGACAAGAAAUCGGCAGAAUCAGUACAUCCUAAUCUCAUCCGAGCGUACAGAUGGAAGAGGAGGAGCAGCAGGAGGAGAGCGACGGAGGAGCUGGAGGAGGACGGACACGCAGAUGCACAGACGCGAGGACCAGGGAAUGUUCUCUCAAUGUUUCUGUGACCUCACAGACGCCAUCGUUCGAGUUGCAGAGACGUUGUGGCAACAUUUAAGUCUGCUGGACAGCAAAAAUAAAAGGAAGAAACAGAGACAAGAGAGCGUGGAUUAACGAGAGGGACGAGCAGAAGAAACGUGGGGAUGGAUUAAAGGAAGACUGACGUACAGGAUGAACUCAAACAGAGGUUGACAGAUGGACUAAAAGAAGAAGUGAGGAAAAGAAGGACAUUCGUGCUGAGUUUUGGUGUUGUGGUCCUCUCUGUGCACCUAGACUCAGUCAGCCCAGUGUUGCAACUCUUUGUUUGCCGUUCAGUCCAAGUCUUAAGAAGAAAAUAUUUUUGUUUUCUAAGUUUUUACUGUUUUAUUAUUUAAAAAAAUGUGGUGAUAAUGAUGAUGCUGUUGAUGACAAUGAGUAUUUUAUUGAUAUUCUAGAGGGAGAAAGGAAUCUUGCACACCCUACGUCAGCCUUUUAUAUUUUCUAUUGUUUUUGUUUAGUUUAUCCCUAACUCGUUGACGAUAACAAGCACAAUAUGGGCAUAGUGGUGCCGCGUACCCACCUGCCCUCAACUGGCAUAUUUAAAAAAAAAAGAAAGAAAAAAAAGACUUUUUACAACCUUGCUCAUACUGGCGUUGUGUAUCUAACCUUUAAGAAAAAAAUAGCUUAAACCACUUGAAUUACCUCAAUUUCCUCAUAUUUAAAGGCAUAACAAUUUUUUUUGUUUUUAGCAAUGAAUCAGAUAACACACAAAAAGUCUGCUCUGCAACUCCAGUGUGACCGAGGUUUCUCUGUAACUGUUCGGAUGUGCGAGAUCACUGAAACUCGGGGAUCAUUCACAAAAAACAGGCCGAUAACUUUAAAUGUGCCACCUGGUUUUACCUAGGU
Oreochromis niloticus (Nile tilapia) is the source of this 2548-nucleotide messenger RNA. It is a transcript of the gene evla, whose product is annotated as Enah/Vasp-like a. The coding region runs from base 474 to 1544 and encodes 356 amino acids. Gene Ontology annotation, molecular function: profilin binding; actin binding; SH3 domain binding. Gene Ontology annotation, cellular component: cytoskeleton. Gene Ontology annotation, biological process: protein homotetramerization; actin polymerization or depolymerization; positive regulation of actin filament polymerization. NCBI's taxonomy places the organism in Eukaryota, Metazoa, Chordata, Actinopteri, Cichliformes, Cichlidae. The record is from RefSeq and is a predicted model, not a curated record. The transcript has 13 exons.